Molecule: messenger RNA, 417 nt
Organism: Nestor notabilis (Kea)
Lineage: Eukaryota; Metazoa; Chordata; Aves; Psittaciformes; Psittacidae
Product: protein RMD5 homolog A-like
Exons: 4
Biological process (GO): proteasome-mediated ubiquitin-dependent protein catabolic process
Cellular component (GO): GID complex; cytoplasm; nucleus
Molecular function (GO): protein binding; ubiquitin-protein transferase activity
Source: RefSeq, a predicted model, not a curated record
UCUCUGACUGAUCAUUUUCUCUUGGCAGGAGUCAAUCAAGAUGGAGACUUGUCGGGGACAAUUUCACUUGUUAUGACACAGUGUUGUAAAAGAAUAAAAGACACAGUUCAAAAACUGGCCUCUGAUCAUAAAGACAUUCACAGCAGCGUAUCCCGAGUUGGAAAAGCCAUAGAUAAGAACUUCGACUCCGACAUCAGCAGCGUGGGGAUAGAUGGGUGCUGGCAGGCUGACAGCCAGCGGAUCCUCAACGAGGUGAUGGUGGAGCACUUCUUCAGGCAGGGGAUGUUGGAUGUAGCUGAGGAGCUUUGUCAGGAAUCUGGUCUAUCAAUAGAUCAAAGCCAAAAAGAACCAUUUGUGGAGUUAAAUCGAAUAUUGGAAGCAUUAAAAGUCAGAGUUUUGAGACCUGCACUAGAGUGA